GCUUGCUUUAAAGUUAAAAUCUUAAAAAAGUGGGGAGAACAGAAAGUAACAGCGACGCUCCAAUAGCAACAGCGGCGACAAACUCUUCUUCGCCCUCAAAUCUAAAUCAUUGACGCGUGCGAGGCGGAAAAUCGAAAUUCCAUUUGGGGGCGAAUUUCCCUCCAUUUUCAAACCCAAACUCUAUUUCGCAGCAACAGCGGUUCGAAUUGAAAAUUUUCUGCUUCCCUCUCGGCUCUCUCUUCUUCAGCUCCCUCCCAAAUUAUAAUACUAAACCCUAAUUUUCGAAUCCCCAAUUCUCCUGCCUUUUCAGUUUUCCCUCCACUUGGGUUUUCCCCCAAAAACCGCACCUUCAAAACCCUCAUUUUCGAUUCCCCAAUUCUGUGUCUCUCUCGCCUUGAUCUGCAUCGCAAUCAAUGGACGCUUGCCUCGCGGAACAAGAAUUUGAUCCUCCACCUUCCGAUUCAAAUCAAGCCCUAGACGAGUCUUCGCGCAAUUUAUGCCCGACGCAAACCCUCGUCGAUCUGCUCGACUCUGCGGCGCAUCCGUCCGAGUUGAAUCGCGAUCGCUCGUCGAAUUUCGAUUCGGUCUCGACUUGCUGCGACGGAACUGUUGAUGGUCAAUCCGAUUUCGCUUUGUACCUCAGCGCUGACUCUUCGCAUUCUUCGGCGGUGAAGAAUGUUCCGUCCAACUCCUUUUCUCAUUGGUCGUCGACGCCCUGGGACUCCCGCCGUCGCGCCGUGGCGUCGGGUUGGCGUGAUUGGCGUUUGACAUCUGACAACAAGCCUUCUGCCUCGGAGUGGGGUUGCUCUGAGACAUGGUUUUCAGGUUCAGAUGCUAAGUCCUCCGAAUUAGGUUGUUUCUAUGAAGCCAAUCUGCCUAUGGUGGGUGCAGGGCUUGCAAAUUUGGGCAACACAUGCUUUCUGAAUGCAGUCUUACAAUGUUUUACGCACACGGUGCCCCUUGUCCGGGGUCUUAGGUUGUACAGUCAUCCAAAACCUUGUGAACGGGACAGUAGAGGGUUCUGUGUUGUCUGUGCUCUUCACGACCUCUUUGAACUGCUGCUAGCUUCUACAGGCAGGGUUGUCUCCCCGGGGAAGCUUGUUGACAAUUUAAGCUAUAUAUCAUGUAAUUUCCAGAGAUCCCAGCAAGAAGAUGCUCAUGAAUUCCUGCAAUGCUUGUUAGAUAGACUUGAGACCUGUUGUACUUGUUCUAUGAUGAAGGAUGCUGCUUUGCCUUUAGCAGAUGAGAACUUGGUCAAGCAGGUUUUUGGUGGUCGUCUACUUAGCAAACUCCAAUGCUGCAACUGUGGUUAUUGUUCCGAGACAUAUGAGCCAUUGAUUGACCUGAGUUUGGAGAUUGAGGAUGCUGAUACUCUUCCCAGUGCUCUGGAAUCUUUCACCAAGGUGGAAAAGAUUGCAGAUCAAGAUAUAAAGUUUACUUGUGAAAAGUGCAAACAAGAAGUGUCAGUGGAGAAACAGCUUUUAUUGGACCAGGUUCCUUCAGUUGCUAUGUUCCACUUGAAGAGAUUUAAGAACAAUGGCUCUUAUGUUGAGAAAAUUGACAAGCAUGUGGAGUUCCCACUGGAGCUAGACUUACUUCCUUACUACACUGGUGGCGAUCAGAAUAAUAAUGUGGAAUUGAAGUAUGAUCUUUAUGCAAUUAUUGUGCACAUUGGAUUUUCAUCCACAUCGGGUCAUUACUAUUGCUUAAUUCGUUGUGGUCCUGAUGCAUGGUACCGGUUGGACGAUUCCAAGGUUACCAGAGUUGCAGAGGAAUUUGCACUUUCUCAGGAAGCCUACAUUCUGUUCUACGCAAAGCAGGGCACACCAUGGUUUUCAAGUUUUAUAGAAACAGAAAAGUCAUCCUUUAGUUCAUAUUUUUCCAACAAUUCACCCAAGUCAGUUUUAGACAGCAUGGAUCACAUCUGUAUGUCAUCACCUGCCAUGCAUUACAAUCAUUCUUCUGGCCUCAUUGAGGCCAGAGAGGAUACAACUGGAAAUUCUCCCCCGUCUCAUAAUGAAUGGAGACAUGAUCGUGUUGAAGGUAAUGAGGGUAAAGAUGAUUCUCCCAGUGUAGUUGUCCCACAGCCAGAGGGCCUGAAUAAUUUUUCCAGUGGAAUGUCAUGCAAUGUUGAAAGAAGGGUCUCUCCUGAUCUUAGAGAUGGUAACCCGGAGGCCAGCAAAGUUAAAAGCAGUACCAAUAUCAGUCCAACUCCCCCAAGGUCUCCUAGUCCGGACAUAUAUGCAGAUGAGCGUCCAGUAGAGGCUUAUUCUGUCCCGAGGAGUCUUCGGAUAUCUGAGAAACAGGUUCCUUGUAAAAGACAACUGAACAAGGAUCUGGAUGAUCCAGAGAGAAAGCAGGCUGUUAAACUAUUGAAAGCCAUGCCUGGCGGCAGAAGCUCAAAAUUAUUGGCCGCCAUGAACAGGUCCAAUGGUGAAGGCCAUCCAAACAGUAAGAGGAGCAGGAGAACUGAUUUGACGUCAAACAGAAACGGACCUUCAAGUACUGGACAUAAGCCGAACCUUCGCUCUUCGGUGCGUCCUGUGGCUGCAGGAGGUUUACGCUAAGCAGUUACGAUUCAUUUUGGUGAACAUACUUUCUAUUUAUUUUGCUUAGGAUAGAUGUUUACUGAUAGGGAACUUCCUAUACUUGCAAACGGACGGAUAUUUGACCCUUGAAACUGCAUCUAGCCUGCUCUUCUCAUUGCGGGAAUAUGACACUAUGUCACGGAUUAUUUAUUAGUUUUGCCCCCUUUGUAUAUUUUUCCGCUGUAAAGUUCUACAGACUUCCGUUUAAGGUUAGUCUAGUCAAAAUAUUUUAGUACAUAGAAAUAUGCUUAGAUUAUAUAAUUUCCCACUAUUUGCCUGACGCAUUGGCUGUAUGAAUGAAUUUGGUGGGGGGGGGGAUUGAUAUUGAAGGAGGUGUGGCACUGUCUAUUAGAAUCGCUCUCACAACGAUUCAGCAAAUGGUGUGAAAAGGCGUGGGUUUCU
Molecule: messenger RNA, 2990 nt
Organism: Diospyros lotus (date-plum)
Lineage: Eukaryota; Viridiplantae; Streptophyta; Magnoliopsida; Ericales; Ebenaceae
Product: ubiquitin carboxyl-terminal hydrolase 21-like
Exons: 8
Coding region: 414-2567 (717 amino acids)
Biological process (GO): protein deubiquitination
Cellular component (GO): cytosol; nucleus
Molecular function (GO): cysteine-type deubiquitinase activity; cysteine-type endopeptidase activity
Source: RefSeq, a predicted model, not a curated record